Messenger RNA from Nothobranchius furzeri (turquoise killifish), 3709 nucleotides. It is a transcript of the gene lamp2, whose product is annotated as lysosomal-associated membrane protein 2. Gene Ontology annotation, biological process: establishment of protein localization to organelle. The record is from RefSeq and is a predicted model, not a curated record. Gene Ontology annotation, cellular component: late endosome membrane; plasma membrane; lysosomal membrane. Lineage: Eukaryota; Metazoa; Chordata; Actinopteri; Cyprinodontiformes; Nothobranchiidae.
CAGGGCAUGCUGUAUAAAUCAUUAACGUAUAAAGAGACGCUUUGCUGAGGCUCACACCUCUGGGGUUUGACACAUUGCUCUUUGUCAUAUGACUUUCAUUUCCUGGUACAGCCAACCCAGCGCCGCUGACUCUGCGUCCAUUGACUGGUUUCAUUUUAUCUCUGGAGGCUGAGAGUCCAAAACCAACAGCGAUCAUGUCCCGAUUUGUUGCGUUUGUUCUCCUCUUCUCCUUUGGAGUCGUGAUCCACUUGUCCCAUGGCGUUGAAGUUAAUGUCACAAAGGAGGGGAAGUUAUGUCUGUAUGCCAAUCUAAUGCUCAACUUCUCCGUCUCCUAUGAGGUAGCUGGGAAUAAGAAUCAAACGGUUGUGAUUGAACUUCCUGCUAAUGCCACAUCAAACAGCAGCACUUGUGAUGAGAAAAGUCCGACAUUGACGCUCGAUUUUGGAGCCGGAAACUCCUGGAGUGUCAGCUUCACCUCAGAUAUGAAGAGUUACCACGUCGACACGGUUACAUUUACCUACAAUCUCAGUGACUCCACAUUCUUCAAAAAUGCUUUGUCAAAUGACACUGUAACCGUGUCGCCAAAGACCAACUUUAAUCCAGUUCCUUUGAACACCUCCUACUCCUGCAACAGUGAAUUCCAGAUCACAGCACCCCAGGUCAACAUGACGCUGUGGAAAGUUCUUUUACAGGCUUUCAUCACCAACGGCAACAGGAGUGAAAACUAUACCAGUUGUCCUGCUGAUGCACCCACCCCUACUCCCACCCCUUCUGUCACCAACACCACAACUCCUGCUCCCGUGACCAACACCACAACUCCUGCUCCCGUGACCAACACCACAACUCCUGCUCCCGUGACCAACACCACAACUCCUGCUCCCGUGACCAACACCACAACUCCUGCUCCCGUGACCACCACCCCCACACCCACCCUCCCCACUCCAUUUACUGGGAACUACACCCUUAAAUCGAAUGAAACCGUCUGUCUGUUGGCCAACUUCGGCCUGCGGAUCAGUCUCAAAAUUAAGGAGAAAUACCAGGAGAUGAACUUUGAACCCGUCGGUGCUGAGGUCUCUGGAUCUUGUGGCACCAACAUCAGUGAGCUUGUGUUGGGGAGUGAUCAGAUGAAUAUCACGUUCACUUUCAACAAUGACACCAAGAAAUUCCUCCUGCACGAUCUGAGCAUCAACGUGAAAACGAGUUCUGGCGUGUUUAACGCGAGCAGCACCAACCUGACCCUGUGGGAGGCGAGCAUCGGCAGCUCCUACAUGUGCAACAAGGAGCAGAACUUCACCAUCAGCGACCAGCUUAGCCUCUUCACCUUCAACCUGCACGUGCAGCCCUUUGGAGUGAAGAAGGGUGUCUUCAGCACAGCCCAUGAAUGUUCAUUGGAUGACCCCAGCAUCUUAAUCCCAAUCAUUGUUGGCGCCGCUCUGGCUGGCUUGAUUAUCAUUGUAGUGAUCGCUUACGUGAUUGGUCGAAGAAAGACCUAUGCUGGAUAUCAGACCCUUUAAAUUCAGUUUUGUCACAGGAUUCUCCAAGCCUGGUCCUCGGGUUUUUAUGUAGUUGUUUAAUUGGCGUAUUAAAAAAAGAAAAUAAAAGUCUCAGAUGGAUUAAUUCUGGAAAUUAUCUAAUGAUGUUGUAAACAAUUCAAAAUAAUAAAAAAUUGGGUGAAAAACUCCAUUUGUCAUCAACAGAAUCGAGGACCAAACUUGUCAAUUCUCUGAAGUUUUUGUUUUUAUCUCCUCCCCAUGUCUCCAGUCCUCCUUUGUUCUUGUGUUUUAUUUUAACAGGCAAGUGCAAGAUCCUCAAAUCGUUUCAAUAAAUUCCAUUUUAAUUUGUCACAUGAAAGAUUAAUCUGUGCAAUACGUGUGGUGUUCAGGUGGAAGAAGACCUGAACGUUUAAUACGAAAUCAGAUCCACAGCUUUGACAUCCUGCACUUGCUCAGCAGACAUUCCCCCUUUUUUUUGUUUGCUGGUUUUUGUCACAUAUCUUUUAAGCACAUUUAUGAUUUGGCGUUUCUUUUUCCCCUCUCAUCAAAAUGUAUCUGAGUGAAAAUGAGAACAGUAGCCAUUUUCUAACACCAAUGAUUGCCCUCUAGAGAGGUGGGUCCAACACUGGUCCUGGAGAGUCCCUACUCAGCAUGUUUUGGGUGUUUCCCUGCUCCAACACACCUGAUUAGAAUCGGUGGUCAUUAACAGGCUUUUGCAGAGCUUGACAGGCUUCUGAACAGGUAUUUCAAUCAGGUGUUGGAGCAGGGAAACGACUAAAACAUCCUGGAUAGCUGCUCUCCAAGGCCGGGGUUGAGCUCACCUGGUUUAGAGAGAUGUUAAAAGGAAAAAAAAAAACAUUUUGUGCCUGUUUGUUCCUGUAGAUCAGGAGAAAUGUCAGGUUUUCAGUCCUUACUGUGUGAACGUGUGUUACUCUGCAGACAUUUCAUCUCAAACUCCAGUUUAAACCCAUGUUUGUGGCUCAUUAACAUUUCACGUGUGAAGGUAUGGAUUUCACACCCGCUAGUCAUUUUUUUAUUUGCACACACUCCACUCAGAAAUCUCAACAAAACUAAAGGUUUCAUUCUUUUUUUUUUCUUUUUUUGCAUUUUGUUUUGACAGAAUACGUGUUGGCAUUAGGGUUAGAAAAAGGGACGAUACGAUGGUGUAUUCACUUUCAGCCUUGGCGAUUCUAAAACCAAGAUAUUUACAUAGAAAUGCACUAAGUUCAUGCUUCGCUUGAGGGGUUCUCUUUCCUGUGUACGCACCCGGAUCAGGGGACGUUAAAGUUCCUGCAGAUCUGGUUCCACGUUCAUUCUAAAAUCCUAAAACGAUUUAGUAUGAGAAAGGUUGUUGUUGAUUCAGAGAGCUGCUGCUCAUUAGAAAUACUGGAAACGGCUACAGUAGCCUGGCUCUGUGUAAAACAACAGUUUUUAUUCUGUUUGUAUGUUUUGUUUAUGCUAUCAGCUGUCUAAAAAUCCUAAAGUUGUGUCUUUAAUUAAUCUGGACUGUGCUCCUUCUACCAGAUUACCCAGAAGCACCAGUAAAACCCAUCAGCUUUGAGUGUGUGGGACAUAAUCUCAUUAAAAGGCUUUACUUAUUGUGGGGCCAGUUGCUCGUUGGAAAGGUUUCAGGAUUGUUAAAAUCAGGGAACUGGAGGAGAUUAGGGACAGAUCAGUCACAGGAAGUCUGCGUGACGCGGUUGUAGCUGUGGGUUGGCUCAGGCGGAGGGCUGUAUAUUGUUUGCACUGUUGGCAUUUUUAAUUUGCUGAUGACAUUUGCUUUCACGGAUUAUUAUACGUGUUUAAAUCAUAGCUUCUAAUCAAAUGCAAGGUGUGAUUUUUAUUUUAUGUUUUUGCUUGUGAUUGUUGCUGUGGUGUAUUUCAGCUUUUGUAAACAUUGCCUUAUUAAUAAAGAUGGUUUUGCAGCACCAAAAACAGCACUUUUUCCUAAAUGUGUGGCUCACGGUCACUCAGAAUCAGGUUGUGUGCGUUGGGUGUGUGUUCGGCUCACCGUGGAGGCCGCCCCCGUCUCCCUUGGGGAUAAUUGCACGUGUGUUUAAACAAAGGGACUGGGUGCUGCAGAAUCAUCUCUUCAUGUGUAUUGUGUUCAGACAACGGCCGAUAACAUCUGCUUUCCCUCAUGCUGUUUGAAUCAUUUGGAUUUGUGUCAUUGGAGCUUUUUAGAAUUUUCAAGGGAAAUAAAAAUGUAAAGAGUG